AGAGCAGCGCCUACACCUCUCUCUCGCUCCCUCUCUCUCUCUCACUCUCUCACUCUCUCUCGCUCGCUCACCCAGUGGCGUCCCGUCUCUCCUUUUAGCUCCUCAGUCUUGACUAUAAAAAGGACCUAGAAGCCUCUGCUGAUCGAUCCCGGAGCUUUUUUACUGCUGCAGCUUCACCCGGAGUCCAAUGGUCAUGGUCAAAGAAAAAGUGGCUCAUGCGCAGGACACACACCACCACUCCACAGAGAAGCCCCUGAUCCAGUGCUACAAGUGUGGGGAGCCAUGUAAGGGCGAGGUGCUCCGAGUGCAGAACAAGCACUUCCAUCUCAAGUGCUUCACCUGCAAAGUGUGCGGCUGUGACCUCGCCCAGGGGGGCUUCUUCAUGAAGAAUGGAGAGUAUCUGUGCACGCUGGACUACCAACGAAUGCACGGCACCCGCUGCAACGGCUGUGGGGACUUUGUGGAGGGGGAAGUGGUCACCGCUUUGGGCAAGACGUACCACCCCGCCUGCUUCGUCUGCACCAUCUGCAAACGGCCGUUCCCCGCCGGGGACAGAGUGACCUUUAACGGGAAGGACUGUCUGUGUCAGUACUGUGUUGAGCCCAUGUCUCCAGGACCCAAGGAUAUCCUCGGAUCCAGCAACUGUGCAGGAUGUGGUCGGGACAUUAAGAACGGACAGGCUCUGCUGGCGUUGGACAGACAGUGGCACCUGGGCUGUUUUAAGUGUAAGGCCUGCAGCAAAGUGCUGACUGGGGAGUACAUCAGCAAGGAUGGCGCCCCCUACUGUGAGAAGGACUACCAGAUCCAUUUUGGGGUUCAGUGUGAAGCGUGCCACCAGUUCAUCACAGGGAAGGUUCUAGAGGCUGGAGAUAAGCACUACCACCCGAGCUGUGCACGAUGCAGCCGCUGCAAUCAGAUGUUCACAGAAGGAGAAGAGAUGUACCUGCAAGGAUCAACCGUUUGGCAUCCUGGCUGCAAAAACACGACGAGAACGGAGGAGAGACACAGGGAGCGGCCUACGAGGUCGUCGUCCGAGAGUAUUUGUUCCCGACCUGGUUCAAGCGUACCUGGCUCACCGGGUCACACCAUCUAUGCAAAAGUAGACAAUGAGAUCCUUGAUUACAGAGACCUAGCUGCCAUCCCCAAAGUCAAAGCCAUUUAUGACAUUGAGCGUCCCGAUCUUAUUACCUAUGAACCUUUGUACACCACCUCCCUGGAUGAGAGAGACGAGAGACAAGAGAGUGUGGGCGAGCUCCACACUGCCAGGAGGGAGCGUUCCCCGCUACCUGAUGACAAGUCCUCCAGAAACAUGUCGCCAACUCCACCUGCUGAGGGCUCGUACGACAGGCGGGAACGCAUCCUCCAAAGGUCCACCAGUCAGGGCUCCAUAGGAUCACCAGUUUAUAACCGCCACGGUUACACCCCCACCCUGUCCCGAUCACCUCAGCAUUUCCACAGACCAGAGGCUCUGACAGGCAUGCAGAAGCUCUGCUCCUCUCUGUGCAGUAACAGUGUGGGCUCCAGAAAUAAUGACUCCCGCCCCACCUCCCCUUUCAGACACCACUUCCUCCCCCAUAGCCAAGGCACCGACCCCCCGAGCGGCCGGAGCUCCCCUCUCCCGCUCAGGCCCGACAGCCGGCCGGUCACCCCGCCUCUCUCUCAGACCCCUAAACAUUUCCACCUCCCAGAUCAGGGGAGUAACAUCUACAGGAAACCACCCAUCUACAAACAGCACGAUACAGCCGCCAUAGCACGCCAAAGCAAGUCUGGUGAUGACAUCAUCAGAUCCGCCACCUUCCCUGCUGCCCAUGCUCCGUCUCCAGACGACAGCUCGAGGAGUGAGGGCGACCGUUGGCCCUGCUCUCUGGUUGUGUUAGGCUCAGAAGGAAGGAGGCGGUCCAGAGAAGAAGAGGAGGAAGAGGCUUUAAAAAGAAAGCAGCUGCAGGAGGAACAUCUCAGUAAGAUUCAGUCAGGUUUGGGGAAGCUCAUUUUGAAGGAGGAGAUGGAGAAGGAGCAGAUCAGGGAGCGUCAUGCACGGAGCCUCUCCGCCCAGCGAUACGAUCCCAAACAGACCAACUGUGACGGAGAUCCAACUUCUCCCACCAAAACCAACUCUCUGCCCGGCUACGGGAGGAACGGGCUGCAUCGGCCCCAGUCCACAGAUUUCACUCAGUACAACAGCUAUGGAGACAUGUGCGGAGGAGGACGAGAGUUUCAGCACAUUAAGGAUGGCCGUGCAGCACUUGCAAGGAUGGACAGGGGAGUAUCUAUGCCUAAUAUGUUGGAACCAAAAGUGUAUCCCUAUGAAAUGCUCAUGAUAACCAGUAGAGGGCGAGCUAAGCUGCCCAGGGAUGUGGACAGAACCCGAUUGGAGCGCCACUUAGCACCCGAAACGUUCUUUGACAUCUUUGGAAUGGAGAUCCAGGAGUUUGACAGGCUUCCCCUGUGGAAACGCAACGACAUGAAAAAGAAGGCCAAGCUCUUCUAGCAUGCACAUAUGUACAUCCAUCAGAUAGCACACCAUGACAACUGUACUCUAGAUGUAGGUUUUGGUUCCUUUCCUUUUCUUCUGGAUCUUUCUUUUUAUCCUGGAAUAAUGAAGGAAGCAGGAGACGGACUCUUUUUGCUCCUGAUCUUCCUCAGACUGUAAGCGGGAUGAUUUUUACCCUUAGAUGCACAGAAAACAUCAACGGGAAUCUCUUCCAUGUUCAAAAAUGACAAAGAAUGAGUGACUGAUAAAUAGGGUCAUGUUAUUUGGUUUGCUUGUUUUACUUCUUUCUUUGCUUUGGGUGGAAAUGCUUUCCUUUCUUUCUUGCUUGUUUCUUCCUACUCUUUGUUGCUGAUGAUUCCUGUGGAACUUUGUAAGUACAUUAGAACCUCAUGGCGCCAUUUUGCUCGUAGCUUGAACAUGUGUCGGCUUUUCCUUCGCUUGGGCUGAAACUGUUUUAGUCCAAAGUUUGCAAGAAUCGGCUCAGUGAGUCUUUGAUUAAAAAAAGCAGUGGGGAUGCAGUCAGCUGACCCAUUUUACAGAUCUUCAUGGAGAUGAAUCCACACACACACACACACCCCCCUCCCUGCCGGCUGUACACACCGAACAUCCAUUGAACCCUGACUAAAGAAAACGUCUCUCUUCUCAGGCUCCCAUAAUCACGGCCACACCUUCCCUUUAUGUAUCAGAAGUACAAACUCCAUCCAGUAACUGACCGAUAGAUCGCACACCCGAGUAUUUGGAAGAACUGUUUUAUAAAUGAACCCACACUGCCAUUUGUUGUAUUGAAAUCGAAGCCAAUAAAGCUUUAAAUCACCAUGAACCAUCGGAUCCUCGGCUGUACCAAAGGGACCAACGACUGCUUCUGUUUCUUCCUCUCUGUUCACUUUUCACUCACCGGCUCUGUUACAGCACACAGGACGAAAGCAGCUACCACAAGUCUGCAACAGCUAUAGAGGCUAUUUUACAACCGCUAUUCCAAAAAAGCUGGGAGGCCUUGUAAAACGUGAAUAAAAAAAUGAGUGUCCAAAUCUUAUAAACCCAGAUUUGAUUCACAAUAGAACAUAAACAACAUAUCAGAACAAACUGAAAAAUGUUAGCUUAUUUUGAAUUUGAUGGCAGCAACAGGUCUCAAAAAAGUUGGGACAGGGCUAUGUUUACUAAUGUGUAGCAUCACCUCUUCUUACAACGAGAGUCUCCAGUUAUUUGGGGGCUUUUUUGCUUUUAUUAGAUACACUAUAUUGCCAAAAGUAUUCGCUCACCUGCCUUGACUGGCAUAUGAACUUAAGUGAGAUCCCAUUCUUAAUCC
Molecule: messenger RNA, 3797 nt
Organism: Cheilinus undulatus (humphead wrasse)
Lineage: Eukaryota; Metazoa; Chordata; Actinopteri; Labriformes; Labridae
Product: actin-binding LIM protein 1-like
Exons: 25
Coding region: 188-2488 (766 amino acids)
Biological process (GO): cilium assembly; lamellipodium assembly; cytoskeleton organization
Cellular component (GO): actin cytoskeleton; stress fiber
Molecular function (GO): actin filament binding
Source: RefSeq, a predicted model, not a curated record